AUGUCGUCCGUGCAGGGUAGACCGCCCCAAUCCGUCGUUGCGGCGACCGGCAGUGACCUCGCAGUACCCGGCGAUACUUCCCCACUGUGCGUAGCCACUGUUGCCACUGAAGUACUGUCGCGUACCUUUCCGUCCCGCAAAGUACAGUCCAGCUCUCCGCCGAAAGUUUCUGAUGCGCGCAUCGACAGCUUGCGCUGA
This is a messenger RNA of Penicillium argentinense, 198 nucleotides long. RefSeq lists its product as uncharacterized. The coding region runs from base 1 to 198 and encodes 65 amino acids. The record is from RefSeq and is a predicted model, not a curated record. Lineage: Eukaryota; Fungi; Ascomycota; Eurotiomycetes; Eurotiales; Aspergillaceae. The transcript has a single exon.